Molecule: messenger RNA, 3260 nt
Organism: Tarenaya hassleriana
Lineage: Eukaryota; Viridiplantae; Streptophyta; Magnoliopsida; Brassicales; Cleomaceae
Product: aminotransferase ALD1
Exons: 9
Coding region: 1636-3096 (486 amino acids)
Biological process (GO): L-pipecolic acid biosynthetic process; systemic acquired resistance, salicylic acid mediated signaling pathway
Cellular component (GO): chloroplast
Molecular function (GO): pyridoxal phosphate binding; L-lysine:pyruvate alpha-transaminase activity
Source: RefSeq, a predicted model, not a curated record
AUAAGCCCAUAGUUUUCCACAUUUUUUGAAUAUUAGAAGAUUGUUUGCUGACUAGAGUGUUAAUAAUUGAGAUAAUUGGGUAUAUUCUUCUGAAGAUGUGUUAAUAUUAUAUGGAUUUGACUUUUAUACUUGAGUCUUGAGCAGAAGCUCUUGGACACGAUUUGGUUAGUCAAGAUGGAUGUUUUAUUCUGUUUUUGUGUUUUUCUUUUCCAAUUUGUGAUGUCAAUUUGAUCUUUGUUCAAGUAUUUCCUAUUGUUUUGUCAAAACCAUGAUGGUUUCUGUGAAGUUUCUUUGCCAUUUCCUUUGCUUGUUUGAAAGGGCUAAUGUCCAAUGUCCUGUUUCGGGUACUUUCCUGUAAACUUGAAGGUUGAAGCCAUCAGAUGACAGCAUUAGUUUGAACAAAUUUUCUCGUCGGAGUGUAGGUUCUUUAUUUUCUGGUAAAGGACCACCUUUUGGUAUUUUUAAUAGUUUUGAGUUAUAGACAAUGACUUGUGAUGGCUUUAAUGAACUUGUGGAGAAUUCUACAGGAAUUGUCAACUUAUCAGGGAAGUUUUCCUAUGGGAAAAAAACAAUAGUUUAGUUUAUAUGGUACCAGAACCAUUUAUGGUAUAAUUAAACAAUAAAAACAUCAUAUCAUCAUUCCUCCAGGCGUAUGAUCAGUGGUUAAGCAUGGCAUCCAUACAUGAAUUACUGGAACAGUUUCUUAAUAAGUAAUUGGCUGUUUGGUUGUUUGUUAUAAUAUCAGGACACAAGUCUGUGUUGUCUGGUUCUUCCCAUGCUUUCCUUCAUAGAUUGCGUGAACAUGGAGUUCUCCAAAGCUGUGGUUUGUCUCACAUAAUUUCUGAAUUACCAACAGCUUCCUGCAUUGAAUUAAUGAUACCCAGAGGAGAUACACUUAUUAUGUGUGCAACUUAUUUUAUACCCUUUGAUGAAAAUGCUCUUGAAUGCAUCCACUGUAAACUGUAUGGUGUUAAUGGAAAUCUUACUAAGAUGCCAGUUUCUUGUGAAUCUGAGUGGAAAUCUUAGUAAGAUAAAAACUGAUUCGUGGAAACCCUUUGGUUGAUCCUUGAAUCCUAUGAUUCCAAUUGAGAGUGGCUCAGAUAGAAUAUCGAGUUGUUGAUGUACUAGAAGAGUUCUUUGUAUUCAUUUAGACAGCAAUUUCUAUCAGUUACUUUCCGAUCUAUGUUCUACUUAGUACGUUUGUGGUUCCAUUUCCCAAGUGUGUUAGAGUCUUUUUAAUAACCUUUAUUGAGAUACAUUGCAUUGGUCCAGAAGCUUAUGUGAUCAGAAUGUGGAAAAUGGAAGAAAGUAAGUGUGGAAAAAAACAUUGUCCUUCUCUAUUGUUAUACAAUUAAAAGAAUACAUUCAUGUCUUAGUCCAUGAUUAAAUGGACAAUAAAAGGACAUGAUGUGAAUUCAUCGACUCAGAAGCCGUGCCUGGAUUGGGUGCUACAGAAAUUUCUACAGCAUAUGUGUAUUAUAUCCAGCUGAAGCUGACAUAAAGACAAUAUAAUAGUGAUGAAUGACAUUUUCUGAAGUAGUAUAUAUAUCUUACCAUCCUUAAGCUGUAACAUCGGUAUUGCAUAGCUGAAAUUGGAGUAGGACUUUGGAGGUGUCAUAACUUUGAAUUUAAAGAAUGUUCAACGUAACAUUAUCCAGUUCUGUGCCAUGUGUAAACCCUUUACCCCCUGAGAAUGUGAAGGCUAGAGCUGAUUCCCAGACAAAAGAACUCGGUAAGGUUUUUAUGCACUAUGUAGUUUCUACAUUUGGACAUUAUAGCUUGUUGGCUCUGCUAUGCUUGCUCUAUUUUGUAACAGGUCAUUGCACCAAAGUAUCUCGAAAUGUGAACUUGGAGAAAUUGAAGAAUGGUUAUUUAUUUCCUGAGAUCUCAAUACGUGAGCUUCAGCAUUUUGAAAAGCAUCCAAGUGCAAAAUUAAUAAGCCUCGGGAUUGGUGAUACAACUGUGCCUAUACCAGAACUGAUUACUUCACAUAUGUCUAAUUAUGCACGUGGCCUUUCUACAGCUGCAGGUUAUAGAGGGUAUGGUCUGGAACAAGGGAAUGAGAUCUUGAGGAAAGCUAUCGCUGAUACAUUUUACAAAAAUCUAAAAGUUAAGAGCAAUGAGGUUUUUGUAUCAGAUGGUGCACAGAGCGAUAUUUCCCGCCUUCAGCUGCUUCUAGGUUCCAAUGUCACAAUUGCUGUGCAGGACCCAACCUUUCCGGCUUACAUAGAUUCGGGUGUCAUAAUUGGUCAGACGAAUCACUAUAGUGAAGCUACGCAGAAGUACCAGAACGUUGUAUAUAUGCCCUGUGGACCGAAAAGUAAUUUCUUCCCUAACCUGGCAAUGACCCCAAGAACGGAUGUAAUCUUCUUUUGUUCUCCAAACAACCCCACUGGUUAUGCUGCUUCCCGGAAACAGUUACAACAGUUAGUCGACUUUGCCAAGAGCAACGGUUCAAUUAUUGUUUUCGACUCAGCAUAUGCUGCUUUUAUCAAAGACGACAGUCCACGAUCUAUCUUUGAAAUUCCUGGUGCUAGAGAGGUUGCGAUUGAGAUUUCGUCAUUCUCCAAGUUCGCUGGGUUCACGGGCGUUAGGCUUGGUUGGACAGUCAUUCCUGAGAAGCUCUCAUAUUCAAACGGUUUCCCUGUCAUAAAUGAUUUCCGACGCAUUGUGACGACCACAUUUAACGGAGCAUCAAACAUCGUUCAGGCCGGUGGACUAGCUUGUCUUUCUUCUGCAGGCCUCAAGGAUUUACGUGCCGUGAUCAACUACUACAAAGAGAAUGUGAAGAUACUUGUAGACACUUUCGCCUCUGCGGGGUUCAACGUUUAUGGCGGCGAAAACGCUCCGUACUUGUGGGUUCACUUCCCGGGCUCGAAAUCAUGGGACGUGUUUGCUGAGAUUCUUGAGAACACUCAUAUAACGACGGUUCCAGGCUCGGGUUUCGGACCCGGGGGUGAAGAGUAUCUCAGAAUCAGCGGGUUUGGACACAGGGAAAACAUUCUUGAAGCAUCAAAGAGGUUGCAGAGUUUCUUCAACAGAGGCAAGCAACAUUUUCACCUCAACGGUUCUUCGACUUCUCAGGAACUGAACUAGGCUGGGUUUCAUGUUAAUACCAUGUUUGUGUGAGGGUAUUAUUGGAAUAACAAAAGAUAUGUUUUCCACUUUUUUUUUUGUUUCCAUUUUUGGGUCAAUAAGCAUGUUUUCAUGUUGCCUUGUUGGUAUGCUUUCAUGUUAUAAGAAAAGGGAAAUUAAAAAGA